AUGUGGGACCCGCGACCCCUCCUGCUGCUGCUCUCGGGGGCCCUGGCCCUAACCCAGACCCGGGCGGGCCCCCACUCCCUGCGGUAUUUCGUCACCGCCGUGUCCCGGCCCGGCGGGGAGCCCCGCUACAUCUCCGUGGGCUACGUGGACGACAAGCAGUUCGUGCGCUUCGACAGGGACUCGGCGAGUCCGAGGAUGGAGCCGCGGGCGCCGUGGGCGGAGCAGGAGGGACCCGAGUACUGGGAGCGGGAGACGCAAGUCUCCAAGAAUAACGCACAGACUUACCGAGUGAACCUGAGCAACCUGCGCGGCUACUACAACCAGAGCGAGGCGGACUCUCACACCAUCCAGAGCAUGUCCGGCUGCGACGUGGGGUCCGACGGGCGCCUCCUGCGCGGGUACUGGCAAGACGCCUACGACGGCGCCGACUACAUCGCCCUGAACGAGGACCUGCGCUCCUGGACGGCGGCGGGGGGCACGCAGGCUUGGAGAACCCAGCGCAAGUGGGAGCAGGGGGGUGAGACUGAGUACCUCAGGAACUACCUGGAGAACAUUUGCGUGAAGUCCCUUCUCAGAUACCUGGAGAAUGGGAAGGAUACACUGCUGCGCGCAGAAGCCCCCAGAAGCCACAUCACCCACCACACCUUCUCUGACCGGGAGGUCACCCUGAGGUGCUGGGCCCUGGGCUUCUACCCUGCCGACAUCACCCUGACCUGGCAGCGUGAUGGGGAGGACCUGACCCAGGACACAGAGCUGGUGGAGACCAGGCCUUCAGGGGAUGGAACCUUCCAGAAGUGGGCAGCUGUGGUGGUGCCUUCUGGAGAGGAGCAGAGAUACACGUGCCGUGUGCAGCACCAGGGGCUGCCGGAGCCUGUCACCCUGAGAUGGGAACCCCCUUCUCAGCCCACCAUUCACAUUGUGGGCAUCAUUGUCGACCUGGCUCUCCUUGGGGCUGUGCUCACUGGGGCUGUGGUGGCAGCUGUGAUCAGCAGGAGGAAGUGCUCAGGUGAGGAAGGAGGACAGUACACUCAGGCUGCAAGUAAGUGUGGGCAGGGCUGGGACCCUGGAAUCCUGGGGACAGAGGCUGAGCCCAUGGGGACCUCCUGCACCCCUGAUUCCUCCUCAAGUCCCAUCCCCAGUGACUCUGACCUUGGCCUGUUUGUUCCACCCCAGGCAGUGACAGUUCCCAGAGCUCUGAUGAGUCUCUCAUGAACACUUGAGGUGAGGGUGUGGGCAGAGGGGACAGGACUGGUUUGGUGCUUUAUUAAGUUAUUGGGAGUUUGCUCAGGAUGUCACCACUUCUGUGACUCACCUGAAUCUCUUCAUUCUUUUCUCUCACUGUGUGAGAUUGCUGCCCUGCUCAGUUUCUUCACAUCCCAAUGUUGUGACUCAAGAACUGAUGAUUCUCAGGGACUCUCCUUCACUGCUGGUAGGAAUGCCGACUGGUUCAGCCCUUUUGGAAAACAGUAUGGAACCUUCUCAAAAAUCUAGAAAUUGACUCCCAUUUGAUCCAGCAAUAUCACUUCUGGGAAUAUAUCCCGGAGAUGCAAAAAAUUACAGUAGAAAUGACAUCUACAGUUAUGUGUUCAUUACAGCACUGUUUACAAUAUCCAGAAUCUGAAAAAUACCUGAGUGCCCAAGAACAGAUAACUGGUUAAAGAAACUUUGGUACAUCUAUAUAACGUAAUACUAUGCAGCUAUUAGAAAAGAUGUCACUGUCACUGUCAUCCUGUUUCUCAUCGAUUUGCUUGAGCGGGCAACAGUAACGUAUCCAUCGUGAGACUUGUUACUGUUUUUGGCAUAUUGGAUAUGCCACAGGUAGCUUGCCAGGCUCUCCGAGAGGGGUGGAGGAAUAGUACCCAGGUCAGCUGCAUGCAAGGCCCUGCCACUGUGCUAUCGCUCCAGCCCUAGAAAGGAUGAAGUCAUGAAAUUUGCAUAUAGGUGGAUCAACAUGGAUAGUAUCAUGUUAAGUGAAAUGUGUCAGAAAGAGAGGGACAUACAUAGAAAUAUUGCACUCAUUUGUAGAAUACAAAGUUACAGAUUGGGAGACUAACACCCAAGACCAGUAGAGAUAAGUACCGGGAGGAUUACUCCACAGCUUAGAAGCUGUCCUCACAUGCUGGGGCAAAAGGCAGUACAGAUAGAGAAGGGACCACCAAGUAAAGUUUUCGAGGAGGGCCUGUGUUAGGAUGGGACAUGUGGGCUGAAAGAAGACUAUAGACUGAAUUUAAUGGCCACUUAAUACCUCUACUGCAAACACAACACUCAAAAGGAGAGAGAUCAAAAGGGAAUGCCCUGCCACAGAGGCGGGGUGGGGGGGGAUGGUUUGGGGGUG
Molecule: messenger RNA, 2335 nt
Organism: Sorex araneus (European shrew)
Lineage: Eukaryota; Metazoa; Chordata; Mammalia; Eulipotyphla; Soricidae
Product: patr class I histocompatibility antigen, A-126 alpha chain-like
Exons: 6
Coding region: 1-1212 (403 amino acids)
Biological process (GO): immune response; antigen processing and presentation of endogenous peptide antigen via MHC class Ib; positive regulation of T cell mediated cytotoxicity
Cellular component (GO): external side of plasma membrane
Molecular function (GO): signaling receptor binding; peptide antigen binding
Source: RefSeq, a predicted model, not a curated record